CCCUCUGAGAGAAGAGAAGAGAGGAACAAAAAAACAAGAAUGGGUUCAUUGAGUGGUGGAACUGGAAGUUUAUGGGGAAUGGGAUUUUUUCAUUCUCAAGAAUGGAAUUCUGGAAGAAGAAGAAGAAGUAAUGGUGGAAAAUCGUCAAAUUCAGAUUCAGUGGAUGCAAAUAGUGGAGCUGGUUAUCGUUUUCCUUUGAAGCAAGCUAUGACUGCUAGCUCUCUUGCACUUACUGGUGACACCAUAGCUCAGCUUCGUGACCGGUGGCUCAAGAACAAAGAUAAUCUUCCUGACCCAUCUCAACCUAAGGAUAUGAUUGGUGCUCUCCUAUCUGAGCAUGACUGGCUUCGGUCCAUCCGGAUGGCUUCAUAUGGAUUUUUGUUAUAUGGUCCUGGUACUUAUGCAUGGUACUCAUAUCUUGACAGAUGUAUGCCCAAGCAAAGCGUGGAGAAUGUAAUGAUGAAGGUUUUAUUAAACCAAAUAGUGCUAGGUCCUUCUGUAAUAGCUGUUAUCUUUGCAUGGAAUAAUUUAUGGCUUGGGAAACUUUCAGAACUUCCAAACAAGUAUCAGAAAGAUGCCCUUCCAACUUUAUUGUUCGGAUUUAGGUUCUGGAUCCCUGUCAGCAUUUUGAACUUUUGGGCGAUUCCUCUUCAAGCUCGUGUUGCGUUCAUGUCUAUGGCUUCUAUAUUCUGGAAUUUCUGUUUGUCAGCAACUAUGAGCAAGUAACUGUCGUCGAAAGGAUUAGCAGGAAGAGCAGG
Solanum verrucosum is the source of this 758-nucleotide messenger RNA. RefSeq names its product protein SYM1. NCBI's taxonomy places the organism in Eukaryota, Viridiplantae, Streptophyta, Magnoliopsida, Solanales, Solanaceae. Gene Ontology annotation, cellular component: cytoplasm; membrane. Bases 40 to 726 code for a protein of 228 amino acids. The transcript is spliced from 5 exons. The record is from RefSeq and is a predicted model, not a curated record.